AUGGAAAUAGGCCAUGGCCAGAACUGGAACACCCGUACGAUCCCAGAUCGGGUGACGUCAGGAACCUCGAUCUACCCUCGAUCCAUGACAUCCUUGGACUCGGACACAUUCCCAGAGCUCAAAAGCCUGGCACGCGUCCCUUUCACAACAAAAACAUCGAGGGUAAUGCGAUUGCGACCGGAACAUUUGCUUCAAUCCUCGUCUGUAUUCCCUUGCCGUCCCUUUAUUCCCACCCGAUUCUUUAUUCACAGAGUCUCAAUGGCACCAAAGCGAAAAGCACCUAAACAGGAGAGCUCAGAGCCGGAGGCAGAUCACGAUGCCGGAGCAGCCCAACACUCACGAAAGAAAGAGCGCCGGCUCGAUCUCAAUUCGCCGCAUCCCAAUGCCCAGCAAACCGAAGAUUUCGGUAUUGUCCUAUGCGAAUUCUACCCUCCCGAAAUGAGCAACGAGCGUUGUCAGGCAUACAACGAUGGGACCCUCGAACGACCCAUUCAAAGUUUGGAGAAAGCAUGCCAAGAGACAACCGAUCGAGUGCGCGACGUGUCUGCAGGUCAAGCGGUUGUCCACUGGUUCAAGAGUGACUUGCGUCUUCAGGAUAAUCGGGCCCUCCAUAUGGCCUACGAAAUUGCCAAGGAGAACCAGGUACCUCUGAUUUGCCUGUAUAUCUUGUCGCCAGAAGACUUGACCGCUCAUAUUGCAAGCCCUGCCCGCGUCGAUUUAACGCUGCGCACUUUGCGACAGCUUCAGCGCGACCUCGCCGAAUUGGACAUACCCCUUUACAUGGAGACCCAAGAGAAACGCAAGGAUAUACCGGGUCGCAUUGUGGAGUUAAUGCAACAGUGGGGUGCUAACCACCUCUGUGCCAAUAUCGAGUACGAAGUGGAUGAGCUGCGUCGCGACGCGAAACUUGUUCGCCUGUGUGCUGAGAAAAAUAUCGACUUUGCACCCUCUCAUGACACUUGUGUCAUACCGCCCGGUGCCUUGAGUACUCAGCAGGGUAGACAGUACGCCGUUUACACCCCUUGGUAUCGCUCUUGGCUUGCCUUUCUCAAGGAAAACCCCGAUUACUUGGAGCUAUCGGAGAAACCUGGCCCGAACCCUGGGGAUGCUCGACAAACACUAUCGGAGCUCUUUGAUUGUCAACUGCCGGCUACUCCUGAAAACAAGAAGCUCACUGACCAAGAAAAGAAGCGGUUUGAGGAGCUAUAUCCUGCUGGUGAGCAUGAAGCGCUCCGUCGUCUCGAUACUUUCUUGGAAAAGAAAGCUCGCGAAUACAAUGACAAGCGAAGUAUCGUGUCCGGCGAGCACACCUCGGCUCUCAGCCCUUAUUUUGCAUCUGGGGCACUCAGUGCUCGAACUGCGGUAGUGACAGCCAAGCGUGCGAACAAGAAUCAUCUCGAUCGAUAUGACGACGGAUUCAUUACCUGGAUCAGCGAGGUUGCGUGGCGUGACUUUUACAAACAUGUACUGGCACAUUGGCCCUUCAUUUGUAUGAACAAGUGUUUCAAACCGGAGAGCACUAAUAUCGAAUGGGAGUACGAUGCUGAUCAAUUUCAAGCGUGGUGUGAGGGUAAGACCGGGUUUCCCAUAGUGGAUGCUGCGAUGCGCCAGAUGCGGCACUCUGCAUGGAUGCACAACCGAACCAGAAUGGUGGUUUCGUCUUUUCUGUCUAAGGAUCUCUUGAUUGACUGGCGAAGAGGAGAGCGAUAUUUCAUGGAGAAUCUGAUCGAUGGAGAUUUUGCGUCGAAUCAUGGAGGUUGGGGAUUUGGUUCUAGCACUGGAGUUGAUCCACAGCCAUAUUUCCGAAUCUUCAACCCCUUGCGACAGAGCGAGCGAUUUGACCCUGACGGCGACUACAUUCGGAAAUGGAUCCCUGAGCUACGAGAUGUACAGGGCAAAGCGAUCCAUGAACCCUAUGAACGCGGUGCCGGACCCAUUGCUGAGAAGAAUGGUUACCCUCGACCGAUGGUAGACCAUUCAGCCAGUCGUGAGCGUGCAUUGGCAAAAUACAAAAGUGCCUUCCAGAAGUAA
Molecule: messenger RNA, 2031 nt
Organism: Penicillium malachiteum
Lineage: Eukaryota; Fungi; Ascomycota; Eurotiomycetes; Eurotiales; Aspergillaceae
Product: deoxyribodipyrimidine photo-lyase PHR1
Exons: 2
Coding region: 1-2031 (676 amino acids)
Biological process (GO): circadian regulation of gene expression; entrainment of circadian clock by photoperiod
Cellular component (GO): nucleus; cytoplasm
Molecular function (GO): DNA binding; FAD binding
Source: RefSeq, a predicted model, not a curated record